Drosophila nasuta is the source of this 2613-nucleotide messenger RNA. RefSeq names its product small G protein signaling modulator 3 homolog. Gene Ontology annotation, biological process: regulation of GTPase activity. Lineage: Eukaryota; Metazoa; Arthropoda; Insecta; Diptera; Drosophilidae. Bases 167 to 2578 code for a protein of 803 amino acids. The record is from RefSeq and is a predicted model, not a curated record. Gene Ontology annotation, molecular function: GTPase activator activity; small GTPase binding. The transcript has 3 exons.
CAAUUUAUAUCGAAACAGCUGACUGCGGGCGAAAGCUGUGAAAAUGUUGGAAACAAUGCUGUGGAAGUAGAAAAAAAUUGAGAAAUUCGGUGAAAAACAAUCAAAAACGAGUAUUUCUUUAAUUAAUUUAAUGUUUAAGUGCAUGGCCAGUUAACUGUAUAGUAGUAUGGAUAUGGCGAGAAGCAUUUUUGGCCGCGACCACGAGGGUUACGUGGGCCGUGAAGAACAUACGCGCAAACUACAGACCUUGAGUUCCGAAGACGAUAUUGGUGAACUACCGCCCAUGAUGGAGGAACUUAGCGUUGCCGACGGCUUGCGACCGAAUCCUGGCGGCCCUUUCUCGGCAUUGACGCCCUCCAUGUGGCCACAAGAGAUUUUGGCUAAGUUGGGUGGUGAGUCAGAAAUGGCAGCAGCGGGACCCAACGAUCAGCCCGAUUAUCGCUUCGAUGAAUUCGGUUUUCGCGUGGAGGAGGAAGAUGGACCCGAACAGAGCUCCAAUAAAUUGCUCAGCAUUCCCUUCAUGGAGGAUCCACAACAGCGAUUGCAAUGGAUAGCACACUUGGAGUUCGCGCACAACAAAGAGGCAAACGAACUCAGUUGGGAGCACGUUGAACUGCUGCUGCAGCGCACUGAGAAGCUGCGCAAAAUGGUACAGAAUGGCAUACCACACAGUCUGCGUCCACAAAUGUGGAUGCGUCUGUCUGGAGCGCUCUCGAAAAAGCAAAAAAGUGAAACUAGCUACCAAGACAUUGUUAAAGCUUCCAGCAACGAUCAGUUGAUGACAUCCAAGCAAAUCGAAAAGGAUCUGUUGCGCAUCUUGCCCACAAAUGCAUGCUUCAGCCAUCCAAAUGGCACUGGCAUUCCACGACUGCGUCGCAUUUUACGCGGCAUUGCGUGGCUCUUCCCCGACAUUGGUUAUUGCCAAGGCACAGGUGUCAUUGUCGCGUGCCUGUUGCUCUUCAUGGAGGAAGAGAAUGCAUUCUGGAUGAUGGUCACUAUUGUGGAGGAUCUGUUGCCAGCCUCAUACUACAGCUCAACAUUGCUUGGCAUUCAGGCCGAUCAGCGUGUAAUGCAAACGCUGAUAGCCAACUAUUUGGCCAGCGUGGAUGAAUCGCUCAAGAGGCACGACAUUGAUUUGUCGCUAAUAACACUGCAUUGGUUCCUCACCCUGUUCGCCAAUGUGGUACAUAUGAAGAUCCUCGUGCGCAUUUGGGAUUGGUUCUUCUACGAGGGAUCUAUAGUGCUCUUCCAGCUAACACUUGGCAUGUUGAAAGUUAAGGAACAGGACCUGAAGCACUUGGAGAAUUCGGCGCAAAUAUUCAAUUCCCUAUCCAUGUGCUGCGAAGUAGACGAUGUUGAGGUGCUCUUCCACCAAGCGCUCGAAGUGGGCGGCUCCCUGAGCCAAACCGUCAUCGACACGCAUCGACGUCGCCACUUGGCCUAUUUGAUGGCUGAUCAGGGACAUCAAAUUGGCAAUCCGGAGGCAGCAGCCAAUCUGCCAAAACAGCAGCUGGCACGACGUCAAGUACGCAAAAGUAAAUCCAUACUGGAGGCAUUCUUGUUUCGCAGUGAUCCCGAGGCGGAACAGCUAAAGAACAAGAACAUUCGCCAGACCGAAAUACUUGUGGAUUUACGUGAGGCCAUACUAAAGGUUGGCCGUCAUUUUAUUACCAUAGAACCAAAAUUGGCUGGACACAUACAACUAACAGCCAACUACAGCAGCGAAUCUCAUGCCAAGGAUCACGAGAACUUCAUUAAUGUGGCACGAACGCGCAAACGACGUGCCAAAGCACUGCACGACUUUGAGCGGCAUGAUGAUGACGAGCUGGGCUUCAGGCGCAACGAUAUCAUUACCAUCAUUAGCCAAAAGGAUGAGCAUUGCUGGGUGGGUGAGCUGAACGGUUUGCGGGGCUGGUUUCCUGCAAAGUUUGUGCAGUUGCUGGACGAGCGCAGCAAACUGUAUACGUCGGCUGGAGAUGAUGCGAUAUCGGAAACGGUCACAGAUCUCGUACGCGGCACACUAGCGCCAGCAAUUAAAGCCUUCCUUGAGCAUGGCAUGAAACGACCAUCAUUCCUAGGCGGACCCAUACAUCCGUGGCUAUUUAUUGAAGAGGUUUCCUCGCUGGAGGUGGAAAAGGACUUCAAGUCGGUGUAUAGUCGAUUAGUGCUGUGUAAAACUUAUCGCCUCGAUGAGGAUGGCAAGGUGUUGACGCCGGAGGAGCUGCUGUAUCGCUGCGUGCAAGCCAUUAAUCAAACACACGACAAUGCGCAUGCCCAAAUGGAUGUAAAGCUGCGUUCGCUUAUCUGCCUGGGCCUUAACGAACAGGUGCUGCAUCUGUGGCUCGAAGUGCUCUGCGCCUGCCAGGAAGUGGUCCAGAAGUGGUAUCACAGCUGGAGCUUCAUUGAUUCACCUGGCUGGGUGCAAAUCAAGUGCGAAUUGCGCAUACUCUCACAGUUUGCCUUCAAUUUGAAUCCGGACUGGGAGUUGCCACCUAAACGCGGCAAGGAAUCCCAACCAUUGAAAGAUGGUGUACGCGACAUGCUGGUGAAGCAUCAUUUGUUCUCCUGGGACCUAUGAGUCGAUCGUAAGAGGGGCUGGAUUACGAGUUGAGA